AUGUUUACUUUAAUGCAUACUUUGGCAACUGAGUUUAUUCUGCUGGGACUAACCACCCAAGCAAAGCUGCAGCCCAUCCAUUUUGUGGUGUUUCUCCUGAUUUAUUUCAUCACCCUGACCGGGAACUUUGGGAUGAUUUUACUAAUCAGAUUCACACCCUGGCUGCAAACACCCAUGUAUUUUUUCCUUACCCAUUUAGCAUAUGUGGAUGUUUUUUAUUCAACUAAUGUCUCUCCUCAGAUGCUUGUUAAUUUCUUAUCUGAAAAGAAGACCAUUUCUUACAUUGGAUGUCUGGCCCAGUAUUUUAUUUUUGUGACUCUGCUCCUUACUGAGUAUUACAUGCUUGGUGCCAUGGCUUAUGACCGGUACAUGCCAAUUUGUAACCCCUUACAUUACAACAGCAAAAUGUCCAGGCCAGUUUGCAUCUGCCUGGUCACUUUUCCCUACCUCUGGGGCUCUAGGGUAGGAACAAUGCAGGUAAUAUUGACUUCUCGCUUGUCCUUUUGUGGACCUAACACCAUCAACCAUUUCUACUGUGCUGACCCACCGCUGUUAAUGCUGACAUGUUCUGACACUUACUUAAAGCAAACUGCCUUGUUUGUUUCCGCAGGGAUCAAUCUCACAGGUUCCCUGCUCAUUAUCCUCACCUCCUAUAUUUUCAUCUUCAUCACCAUUUUGAGGAUCUGUUCCAGUGAAGGACAACGCAAAGCCUUCUCCACCUGUGGCUCUCACCUGACAGCGGUCGCUAUGUUUUAUGGCUCCCUCUUCUGUAUAUAUCUGAGACCAGCAAAUGAGCAGUCUGUUGAGCAAGGGAAAAUUGUGUCAGUGUUUUGUAUUUUUGUGAGUCCCAUGCUGAAUCCAUUCAUCUACAGCCUGAGAAACAAUGAUGUAAAACAAGCUUUGAGAUAA
This is a messenger RNA of Castor canadensis (American beaver), 909 nucleotides long. Its product is annotated as olfactory receptor 5M5-like. The record is from RefSeq and is a predicted model, not a curated record. Gene Ontology annotation, biological process: G protein-coupled receptor signaling pathway. Gene Ontology annotation, molecular function: olfactory receptor activity; G protein-coupled receptor activity. NCBI's taxonomy places the organism in Eukaryota, Metazoa, Chordata, Mammalia, Rodentia, Castoridae. Gene Ontology annotation, cellular component: membrane.